Molecule: messenger RNA, 4471 nt
Organism: Oncorhynchus mykiss (rainbow trout)
Lineage: Eukaryota; Metazoa; Chordata; Actinopteri; Salmoniformes; Salmonidae
Source: RefSeq, a predicted model, not a curated record
UGCAUGUAUUCAGCGCAUGCGCGCGUUACUUUCGACGCUCCAUAGCUUGCAGCAGUGUGAAGAUGGCGGCAGGCUCCGAUUUGCUAGAUGAGGUUUUCUUUAACGCUGAGGUGGACGAGAAAGUAGUUCGUGAUCUUGUGGGGUCUCUUGAGUCCGAGUUUUCGGGUCACGAGAGCCCUGAGGCAAGUAGCCAGACAGUCGCUAAACACAUGGCCAGUUCCGGGACAGGGUUUAAUGCUAAUGUCCAGCAGAACAAACGGGGACUUGCUCAAGAGGUUGCAAAAGCAGGGGCUGGAGUGCAAAAGGGGUGUCAUUAUUAGUAAUACGUGGUCCCAGGGUUCAGCUAUGGAUGCCUCAUCGAGUGAGUCGGACUCAUCGGCACGACACGGCCAAGGAAAGACUGUUGCUGUCAGUGCCAGUAUAAUAACUCCUCUCCCAAACCACGGGGGGAAAGUAGCCUCUUCCGCAACUCAAACUUUGAAUGGAGGCAGUUUAAUGAACUGUCACAAUUCAGGAAGCGCUGUCUCUCUCACUGGGGCACCGCUGUCAAGUAGUUGCACGAGUAGCGGCAAUGCCUCGGUAGCUGUCACAGUUGUCAACAACGGGCCGGGGUUGUCAAAAGGACAUGCGAGCGCAGUAAUGCCACCUUCAUUGAACACCACUAUCACCCAGACAUCAUUCGUGAACUCUCAGAAUGUUGUCACCUCGUCUCACGCUGCGAGUCUGGGCACUGGACCUGCCAUAUCACAUAUUGUGAGGCCAUCUAUGCAAACUGCGGGAUCGGGUACAGCGAAUGGUCCUAAUGUGGGAUUGCCUUUCGAUUGCCUGAACAAUGGUCAGUCGCCCACGUCUGUGGCUGUCAGUGCGGGGUCGCACAUGAUCAUGGCAGAGGCGCCCAAAACAAGCAUACAGACUGCUUCAUGUGCUGUAACGAACCCGUCGUUCCAGAGCGCACCGAGGGCUUCCACUCCGGUGACAGUGGCUGCAAGCCCGGGAGGGAGCCGUUCUAUCGCGCAACAGGUGUUGGCGCCUCGGCACCCCCAGACAUCCCCGAACCAGCCCAACGUUCAGAACAUCCAGCUUCCCCCAGGUAUGGUCCUGGUGCGCAGUGAGAGUGGGCAGCUGUUGAUGAUCCACCAGCAGACCCUGGCUCAGAUGCAGUCCCAGUCCCAAUCCCAGGGAGUCAUGGCCCCCCGCCCAGCCACCCCCACCAGCACUCCUCCUUUCCAGAUCACCUCAGUCCAGGCUCCUGGAACGCCCAUCCUCACUAGGCAGGUGACUCCCACCACUAUCAUCAAGCAGGGCUCACCUGUGCCAACCUCUGCUCCUGUCACCACCACACUCCAGAGGCCUCCUGUCCUACAGAGUCCCAUGAUCGUGGUAGGGGCUGCUGCAAGCACUUCUAUGGGGACAGCGCUACCAGGGGCCACCCAGAAGACCGUCACCGCAUCACCCGGGACCACUGUCACCUUGGCAACGGAGACGAUGGAGAAUGUGAAGAAAUGCAAGAACUUCCUGUCUACAUUAAUCAAGCUGGCGUCCAGCGGGAAGCAGUCCUCAGAGACUGCCGCCAACGUUAAAGACCUGGUCAAAGAUCUCCUGGAAGGGAAGAUUGAAGUCGAGGACUUCACUAACAGGUUAUACAGAGAGCUCAACUCCUCACCUCAGCCUUACCUCGUGCCUUUCCUCAAGAGGAGCCUUCCUGCUCUGCGGCAGCUCACCCCAGACUCAGCAGCCUUCAUCCAGCACAGUGGGCUCCAGCAGCAGGCCUCUGCCACCACCCCUACCACUGUGGUACUGGACAGCCCAGCCCUGCGCCCUGCAGCCCCAACCAUCAGACCACACCUCCAGCCUGUCAUCAGCAAACAGGGGCUGACUACCCCAAUGGUGCUCCAGCCUCGGCAGCAGGGGGCAAUGGUAAGGCCUCUUCAGAUGACCCCCAUGGUGACCCUCAGAGGUCCGCCCCCCCACAGUCACAUCAUGCUGGGACAGCCACAGGUGCAGCUCAAACAGCUACAGACAGUCCCUGUAGUGAAUCCUGGAGUGUUGACUGGAUCUAAGUCGUCUCCUGUUGCUGCCUCUCUGGCCACUGUAGUUCAGAAGAACAAGCUGAAAGAAGCUGGGGGCACGUUCAGGUCAGCUAUGGAUGACGAUGACAUCAAUGAUGUGGCAUCUAUGGCUGGGGUUAACCUGUCUGAGGAGAGUGCCCGUAUCCUGGCAACCAACUCCGAGCUGGUGGGAGCGGUGACACGGUCCUGUAAGGACGAGGCCUUCCUCCAUACCGCCACACUGACCAGUAGAAUACUGGAAAUAGGUAAGAAGUUUGGUGUGAGUGAUCUGGGGCCGGAGGUAGUGAACUACGUGUCCCACGCCUCCCAGACCAGGCUGCAGAACCUGUUGGAGAAAGUCUCUGAGGUGGCCCAGCAGAGGAACAUCAACUUCAAGGAGGACAGUCGGUACGAGCAGACGAGCGACAUGCGAGCCCAGAUCAAGUUCUUUGAGCAGCUGGAUCAGAUGGAGAAACAGAGGAAAGAGGAGCAGGAGAGAGAGAUUCUGAUGAAGGCAGCAAAGUCUCGUUCUCGUCAAGAAGACCCUGAGCAGCUGCGGUUGAAACAGAAGGCCAAAGAGGUAAGAGGGAUGGAUAGAAUUUGGCAUAAUAAAAUAUGUGUCACCGAAGUGUCCAUAGUAGGGGUGUGUUUGUGUAGGCCUAUCUCGUGGAUAUGUGUUUGUCUCCAGAUGCAGCAGCAGGAGCUGUUUCAGUUGAGACAGAAGGAAGCUAACCUGACGGCGCUGGCAGCCAUCGGCCCCAGGAAGAAGAGGAAAAUGGAGGCUGCAGCCGCUGCAGCUGGAGCUGAGGGCUCAGGGUCCAGUCCCGCUGCGUCUGGUAGUGGUAGUUCAGGAGCAUCCAGACAGUUUAUCCGCCAGCGCAUCACUCGUGUCAACCUCAGGGACCUGCUCUUCUGUUUGGAGAAUGAGAGAGACACCAGUCAUUCCCAUCUCCUCUACAAAGGCUUCCUCAAAUAGACACCCAGAGAGCCAGUCCAGAGAGCUGUCACCCUAACCUUCACUAAAGCAACUCUCUCAAAUAGGGCUGUACCCUAGAAUUGGAUAAAGAGGACAGCAAUACAACGAUGUCAAGAUUCUCCAGGCCACAGUGAAUGGAGCUACCUAAAGUGACUGGAACGUUUGUCUCCCCUGUAUACUCUGGAUGUCCUUUCGCUCUUCAUCUGGUUCUAGGCCUGACUGCUCCCUCAACACUCCUCCACCUUCCAUCAGAGCAAUCCUGGAGCGUUCACAUUUUCUACUGUUUUUAUUUCCUUUUUAUUGACUUUGUUUUAGAAUCCCCUUUUAAUGAAACUGUAAAUAAAUUAAUACAUUAUUAUACAUUUUACUUGGAAGGCCGUUUUGUAGUGUGCAAACCGAUUCUACAAAAUAGUCAAUUUAUUUUAUAAUUCUGUUUAUAUGAAAAAAUAUAUUUUUAAUAAUUAAUCAUCACUGUUUCUAGCGAUUGUUAAGAACAAUUAUCCUUAUUUUGUUUUUGGUAUUCUAUUGGCCUCUGAAUUAGUUUGAACACUUCUGAUUUCUUCUUGCCUUCCUGACAAAAGAAGCCAUAUAUUUUAAUAUAAUGUUGAACAGCAAAGCAAUUCAUCUAGUGAUUCAUUCUGAAAUCUGAAGCAGUCAAUGUGUCUUUAGUUUCUCUGUUUGAGCUUGUCUUGAAUUCAAUGUCUUGUAUUUAUAUUCUGUAAUCAGAUCAAACACGUUUUUCUUUUCAGUCUCCAUUUGUGUUUUUGAGAUCACAUCUCCUGUUUCUGCAUGAGAUAAGGUGUGAAAAUGUGUAUUUUAGAGGGAAUGAGUUGAUAGUCUCUACAAUUGUAUUCUAAUGAUUUAAUAUUUGUUUUAUGCAUUUUUGGGUCAUUUAGGUAUUUGCAAUGAUGAAUUAUUGGAUUUCAACAAUAGUAAAAACUAUUUUAAAAUAGACAAACUCAAAGGCCCCUUUGUCACCACAAAACAACUGUGCAUAUGCAUGUAGGAAAGUUUCAUUUUUAUUAGUUUUAUUGGACUGCAUGUAUUCUACCAUUUCUCAAAUAACUUUAUUCUUAUAUUCUAACCCUAGACUUGAUGAUAUUCUGAGGUAUGAAUGGUGAUGUUAUUAUUUUUUAAAGCUGUCCUAUCUGUUCAAUAAUCUGUGCUUCUGUUCUGAUGCCCCAUUGGACAGCCCUGGCUAGAACUCAGUGGUAUAUUUUCCUGAUCACUUAGAUUUUAGAUGAAGAUUUUUCAGUACCUGUUACUUUCCAUAUUUGUCUCUUACAGAGAAAUCAAAGUAAGGGGGAAGCAUUGCAUGUCUCCCUUAUUUCUUGUACAUUUUGCACAGACACUUGUUCAUAUGUAAAUAUUUUACCUAAGGUUUUUUAACUGCAAUGGUUUUGUAUAGGAUUGAAAGAUAAUAAACUCCUUCAUUAAAAGUGCAAAA